AUGGAUCGGCGGCUCUCCGGUGGCCUCAAUGUGUACCGUACUGGUUCAGCCCCAACGUUUACAAACCUAGGCGGCGCCUCUGUGACGGUGAUUGACUCGGCCGGUAUUGGGCACUACCUCUUUACUGUAUCGGUUAAUGAUGAUGACGGUGAUACACUCACUACUACCAUGACAGCAGAAACAUACUUCGAUUUCGACACAACAUCACUGCAAGUGACUGUAAAGACGAACGGGGUAGCGCCUGGAACCUACACACUGAACUUCCAGACCACUGAUCCUUGUAGUUCCACAGACACGGGGGUUCUCUCCGUAACUGUCACGAAUUCUCCUCCUGUGAUCUCCAUGUCCAGCCUCCCCCACUACGUCUAUAUACAUGAAGAUACCACGACAGAGACAUUGCUACGCAGCAUCACUACCAGUGACGCCUCGCCCUCCGACACUGUCACAUGUUCCGAAACUGAGGCAAAAUUUCUGUCAAAAUUGACACCAGCUUCAGUAUAUGGUAUAUACUCCAAAACGAAUCCGGGGCUGAGUUACACUACAAAGAAGAAAUACACCAUAGACGUCACAUGUACCGACUCUUACUCAGCGACCGACACUAGUUUCCUUAUUGCCUACAUUCUCCCCAAUACACCGCCUGCCUUUACCAAUUUACCGGACUCCGUGUCCAUUUCAACGACAACGGCUAGCGGUACAAGUGUUUUCCAAGUGGCCACCUCUGACUCUGAGGGUGAUACUAUUACCUUUUCGUCCACGUGUUCAGUGGUCAGCUGUCCUUUUACCAUACAUCCAAACACUGGUGAGGUCCAAACAAAUACCAACCUGAAUGUUUUGACCACUGUUGGUUACGACCUAUUUAUCAGUAUCAGCGACGGCCAGACCACAGUGGGAUCUCGUACAUUGACCGUUCUGAUAACAGGUAUCAACACAGUGCCGGUGAUUCAGAACCUGCCCCUAACGUUUUCACUGUCUGUAAUGGAAACUGUCGGUCUAAGUACGUCGGUGUAUAAGGUGACGGCAGCUGAUCCUGACACGGCCACUCAGAGCCUCACGUACAGCGCUAUAUUCAGCCCAGUGGAAGGAGCUACGGUGUUCACAGUCGAUAGCGCAACCGGACUUCUGCGGACGUCAUCAGCAACUCAGAUUGAUUACGAGGCUCUAACAGCGAAGUCGUUCACGGUGUCUAUUAGCGUGACGGACGGUCAGGCGACAGACACACAAUCUGUCUCCGUGGCCGUAGUAGACAUCAAUGAAGCUCCCGCAUUCUCACUUACAGCAUAUUAUGUAUCGGGAAACGAGGGUGUUUCUGGAACUGUCCUUGGUGACCCGCUUCUCUCAACGACCGAUCCUGAUCCUGCUGACGUCAUCACUUACAGUAUUAACUGUCCCGAUUUUACCAUUGAUCCAACGAGCGGCGUCAUUUCCUUUGCAAUUGACUAUGACCUUGACAUUAUAAGCACAGCGUCAUCAGUCUCGUGCACCUUAACUGCUUCUGAUGGUGACCUUGAGGCGUACGCUUUCUUGUUUAUAACGGUGAAUGCUGUCAAUGAUAAUACACCGACAUUUGGAUCAGACUACUACACAUUCUAUACGUCAAGUUUCGCGUCUGUUGGGGACGUCCUUGGAAGCGUGACAGCCACGGAUGGCGAUCUUGGGAUAUACGGUUCAAUGACCUAUUCCAUCGAUCAGAGCAAUCUCGUAGAUUCUUAUUUCGGCAUUACCGGUACAGGGGGCAUGUACAUUACGAAGUCGACGGCAUCGCUUGGAGCGGGAACCAGCUUCACUUUUACAGCCACUGUUACGGAUCAUGGCGGACUCAAUGAUACAGCUGGUAUAACUGUAAUAGUCCUAUCAACAAGCACAGCACCAUCAACCACCACCACCGAGAGAUACCAACACUUCAUCGAAGACCCUAAAAACGUCAUCUGGAUCACUAGCUUCGGCAUGUGUGCAUUCGGAUCAGCUGUUUUAAUAGGAUAUUUGAUAUAUAGUCAUGACAUUCUUCGCUCGUUCGGAAGUGGAGUCAGAUCUGCAUUCUCAAAAAGCAAGCCGAAAAGAAUGGCAAAAAAAACAAAAAAAUCCAUGCGUGGACGAAGGACACAGAGGAAAAUCACGAAUGCUGGACCCGAACGAAACCAUCACAACACUAAACGAACACGAUUGUGACGUCAUCAAUCCAUUGUUUUGAGUUAUCGGUAUUUAGAUAUUUGUUUCUACCUAGAUAGCCAGUGAUCAUUUAGGCUGACUUAUGCGUUCCAUAAGGAUUGAGGAUUAGCCACCUGAAUCAUAGCCAUGACAAAUUCCAAUCCAUUGUUUGCAUUUCUGCUGAGUAGAGGUCUCAGUUGACUUUUUGAUGUCUUUUGUCUGACGUAAUCUAUCAUCUCUCUGUAAAUAACCUACACUUUUGACUUCUUUUCGUAAACCGCUGAAGCAAUUUCAAUAAACGUAUACUGGAAGGUUCAAUUAUCUAAGGCAAACACAACUUGUGAACUAUGUUGAUCGAACACCAAGGUCACUUGAGGGAUGUUGCCAAAAGGGAUCAAAUUGGUUACAAUUUCAAAAUUAUUUAUUUCAGCUCCAGAUAAGCUGUAAAACGAACUUGCAUGAUUUUGAAGAUCCUGGGGACAUUUAUCAAAAUUGUGAAUUCCGUUUGUAUCACUGAACGGUAUUGUCUCCUCUUAGAAAUUAAACAUUUUGAAAAACCUAUAUUAUAUUCACUUAGUUCGAUUGCAUUAAGGUCGAAAGUCCUAACACCCCCUUCAGUUUCACAGGUUAAGGAAGAAUCAUCAUGGUUUUAUGUAAUCGUUUAGAUUUUCUGAUUGAAUACGCUGAAUGAUAAAGGUCGAAGUGAGAACUUGUACUGAUUUUUGUUGAGUGUCCAUCAGCGAUGGUGCCCAUCAUUAAUCUGUCUAUCGUUCUUUGUCAACUUUCAUGUGAUUUCUCCUGCUUAACGAGCAGCUUUUGAUUACUGAUAUUUUCCAGAUGACUUACAAUGAAUAAAAUGUUGUCAGAUAUGUUUUGAAAAUAGCGUCGAACCACUUGCCUUGAUGCGUUUUAAAUGCGUUGUUCGUCGUUAGGUGAAUACACAAUUAAAGCGUAUUCACCUACGCAUAUUCCGUCUUUGAGUAUUGCAGAGUUAUCUUCUCUUGUGAGCAUGUAU
This is a messenger RNA of Mizuhopecten yessoensis (Yesso scallop), 3160 nucleotides long. RefSeq names its product cadherin-23-like. The record is from RefSeq and is a predicted model, not a curated record. The transcript is spliced from 14 exons. NCBI's taxonomy places the organism in Eukaryota, Metazoa, Mollusca, Bivalvia, Pectinida, Pectinidae. Gene Ontology annotation, cellular component: cell-cell junction; membrane. Gene Ontology annotation, biological process: homophilic cell-cell adhesion. Gene Ontology annotation, molecular function: calcium ion binding. Bases 1 to 2166 code for a protein of 721 amino acids.